GAACCGGAAGAGAGAAGAGGUGGGCGUGUCCUUUGUGGUUGUGGCCCCGCCCCGCGUCCACACUGUCCAGGAACAAGUUUGGCUGGAGACGCGCUUUAAAGUUUUGUUUGUCGAUGCAGCUUUGACUCCAAAUCUGCUGUUCUAACUCUCGAUCUUAUUAAUUGAUUCUGAAUUGAUGUUGGAUUUAAACAAGGAAGAUGAUGCACUGACUGCAAAGUUCUACUUCAGGGCUGAGAUCGGCUCUCCACAGGACAAGCAGUGUUUGACGCAGAUCGGGAAAGAGGACACCUAAAGGCACCAUGGAUCUCGGCAACGACGUGGACCUGUCCAACAAUAACAUCAUGCCCUUGUGGAAACGCCGCACAGACAACUGCAAAAUCCCGCAGGAUUCGCGGAAGCCACGUCCCAGUAGCUACCACACCAACGGUGUCACGACAACGGACUUCCCUGUUGAAGAGUGCGCGUUUACGUUGAACCAACCGGCGGAGAAGCUGGUGGUCACGGCACCGUGUCCGGGCAAAAACACCGCCGUGUUGAAGCAUGUUUUGCACAAACCUUCCAAAAAGUCCAGGGUGGUUCGGAGCAUUAGCAUCGGGCACAUCUCUAACGGACGCUUCUCCUUGUCUAAAUUCAAGUUUGAGGGCGGCAGAUCGGCCUCGCUGGACAAAAGAGUGCGUAACGGAGAAAAGCACAGCAAUGGUUGGCCAGAGGAGUGUGUCAGAGAUCCUCAAGCCCUCAUUUCUCGGGUGUUUAGUCUGAGCCUGCCUAAAGACAAGAUAUCAUUCCACCUGUCCUCACCUGAAGGGGUUCCCCACACUCCUAACAACAACAACCACCUCCAGCUGUCCUUCUCGCCGCCAUCAAGCCCGUGUCCUCCAGCUCCACGGACUCCUUCCCACAGCUCCACUUCCAGCAUCCCCUCUCUAACCUCCGACGACCCCCCAACACCUCGUUCUUCCUCGCCGGCUGACAGCCCUCCCAGGCAGUCCUCACCCUCACAAGACGCCAGGCGUACUUCUUCUUCCUCUUCUUCCCCGUCCCUUUCCCCCUGUCCCUCCGUGGUCCUCAGCACCUACAGCCCCGCCGCCCUGAAGAUGGGGACCCAGCAGCUUAUUCCCAAGGGCUUGGCCUCAGAUACUCGGCAGAGCAAGCCCACUCCAUCCGGGCAACAAGGCCAAUGUUUGACAGGGCUGCUGGGGUCGGACACUUCCAAGAGGACAUUAAAAACCCUCAGCAUGGUCGAGACAGGGGCCUACUUUUCCACGGGAAGGGGCCACGGCGAGGCCACAGAUGGAGAAAACGAAAGCCCCGGGGCAUUAAGGCGGGGCCUGAGGAGUACAUCCUACAGGAAGGCUGUUGUCAGCGGAGUCGAUCUGGAGGCCCAGUCGCUUUCCCAGCCUGUCAUGAAAGGAUUAGAUGGCGAUACUAAAACUCCCCCAUCCGGCCCUAGCGGUCCUUGCCUGGUGAAGCCAACCAGCCCGGGGGCGCCCAAGCCUGACAGCCCGCGGACUCAAACUCCUACUGGAACAGGGAAGAGCAAGAUUCCUGAAAAGAGGAACCUUUUGACCCCUCAGCGGACCUUUGACAGCGAAGAGGAAGAAUUGUACCAGAACUAUCAGGAAAAGGCUUUACAUAACGAUUCGGAUGAGGAUGCCGAUUCCAGAGAACCCCAGGCCUAUACCAGCAUUGUGGUGCAAUACAGACCGAUACGGACCUCCUGGAGCCAGCUAAGCGUGGUCAAGAAAAGCGGUCUGUUUGAUCGGAUGAGUCAGGAAGAACGUAAAAGACAAGAGGCCAUCUUUGAGGUGAUCUCCUCAGAGCACUCCUACCUCCACAGUCUUGAGAUCCUGAUUCGCAUGUUCAAGAACUCCACGGAGCUCAGCGACGCCAUGACCAAGACGGAACACCACCACCUCUUCUCCAACAUCGUUGAUGUGUGUGAGGCCAGUAAAAAGUUCUUUAAGGAAUUGGAGGAGAAACACCAGCACAGCAUAGUGAUCGAUGACAUCAGCGAUAUUGUUUGCACGCACGCCGAGUCCAACUUUGAUCCUUACGUGACGUACUGCUCCAACGAGGUCUACCAACAGAGAACCCUGCAGAGGCUCUUGGCCAAGAAUCCAGUUUUCAAGGAGGUGCUGACCAGGAUCGAGGGCCACCCCGACUGCAGGAACCUCCCCAUGAUCUCCUUCCUCAUCCUGCCCAUGCAGAGGGUCACACGUCUGCCCUUACUCAUGGACACAAUUUGCCAGAAGAUUCCUAAAGAGUCCACACAGUAUGAAGAGUGUAAGAAGGCUUUACAUGCUGUCAGCAAGGUGGUAAGGAAAUGUAAUGAGGGGGCGCGUACCAUGGAGAGAACCGAGAUGAUGUAUACCAUCAACUCCCAGCUGGACUUUAAGAUCAAGCCUUUCCCUCUGGUCUCCUCCUCCAGGUGGAUGGUCAAGAGAGGAGAGCUGACAGCGCUUGUGGAGGACAAUGGCAUCUUCCUCAAGCGGACAGCGCGGCAACAGGUCUACUUCUUUCUCUUCAACGACGUCCUCAUCGUCACUCGGAAGAAGAGCGAGGACAGCUACUCUGUGAUCGACUACGCCUUGAGGGACCAGAUCUGGGUGGGCCCCUGCCAGCCAGAAGAGCUCAAUCUGUCUCCAGUCCGCAGCACCGCCAGCAUGCUGAGCUCACGGCAAGCUGGCGCCAACCAUCUCUUCCGACUACGUUUCCUCAGCAACCACUCUGGUGAGAAGGUGCCCAUGAUCUUGGGGACAGAAUUAAUGAACGAGCGUGCAAGGUGGAUCAGCGCCCUGGGCCAGAAAGUCAACAAAGAUAAGAGGGAACAGGACAGGACUAAUGCGAUGCAAGUAGGAGUGAUCCGAACGUACACAGCCAAGCAGCCUGAUGAGUUGUCUCUGCAGGUGGCAGAUGUGGUGCUCGUCUCCCAGACUGUAGAAGACGGUUGGUACGAGGGCGAGAGGCUGCGUGACGGCGAGAGGGGCUGGUUCCUCGCCGAAUGUGCCGAGCCCAUCACCUGCCAGGCCACCAUCCAGCGCAACGUGCAGAGGAUGGACCGCCUGCAAGGACUGGAGACCAACGUGUGACCUCGCUUUUCUACACCGUGACGCCUCUAGGGACUCAAGACGGGUACGGCGGUAGAAGAGUUUGGUCGCAGCCUUGAUCCAGAUGACGUCACCAUAAACAAAGAUUAUUUAUGUGAACGUCUUCCAGGUCUCUCAGCUGCCGGUGCACCAUAUGUGUUCUCCUUCAUCCCUUAAGGGGGCUUCUUCUACGCCAAACUCAUCCAAACACGCCUUUUCCCACACGGUUCCUUACAAAGUUGGCAGCAUAUUACUGAAGGACGUCAAUCUAUUUUAACCAUGAGCGUUGUAAUUGUGAAGAUAACAUGCAGGUUUUUGUGUAAACAGGAAGAUGUUAUUAUAGUCUAAAGCUUAAGGCACUUUUUUCCUGAAGAAUCAUGUCAACAGAAGGGAAGAAAAUCUGUUGCCAGAUUAGUAUUCUCUCCAAAUGUACACACACCUGUGGGUGACGCUUGCAUGGCCUCCUGUGGAUGUCAGGCAGACAUUCAUUUUGUGUCGCCCCCUCGACGUGAAAAAAAAUAAAUGGCCAGGUGCUGUGAUGAUGGCCAUCUGUCACCGCCGCCUUUUAUUGUUAAAGGAGAACAGCAGCAGAAGUAUCCUCAAGACGCCAGAUUAUUUUGUUGAUUGUGUCCUCCAAAUGAAGGAUGUGGCACAUGUAAAUAUGUAAAGUCAUGUAAAAGUUUAUCUUUUCUAAAUACAGAUCAAUAUACUGAAAUGUUCUUUUUGAAACGCAUGAAUACAUAACACUAGGCUGAAAAACAGCACUUUCAUAAGUGUACCUAAUGAAGUGUCUGGUGAUUGUAUAUUCCAAACGCAAACAAUAAAAAUUUGUUACAGUUACCAAUAUGUCAUGUCCAGUCAGGAUGGGUUUCUUACCGUCAUACAACUGCCUCGCCACUUUUUGGUACAGAGCAUACAAGCAACAUGACAUUAAAUGUAGAUAUAUCCCAUUGCAUUCAUUUCAUGGCAUGAUGCUAAAUCACAAUAAAAU
This is a messenger RNA of Entelurus aequoreus (snake pipefish), 4077 nucleotides long. RefSeq names its product rho guanine nucleotide exchange factor 26-like. The coding region runs from base 300 to 3089 and encodes 929 amino acids. Gene Ontology annotation, biological process: activation of GTPase activity. The transcript has 15 exons. Gene Ontology annotation, molecular function: guanyl-nucleotide exchange factor activity; protein binding. The record is from RefSeq and is a predicted model, not a curated record. NCBI's taxonomy places the organism in Eukaryota, Metazoa, Chordata, Actinopteri, Syngnathiformes, Syngnathidae.